Molecule: messenger RNA, 2101 nt
Organism: Prunus dulcis (almond)
Lineage: Eukaryota; Viridiplantae; Streptophyta; Magnoliopsida; Rosales; Rosaceae
Product: MLO-like protein 6
Exons: 15
Coding region: 201-1925 (574 amino acids)
Biological process (GO): defense response
Cellular component (GO): membrane
Source: RefSeq, a predicted model, not a curated record
CCAACUUUCCAAUAUACAGUAGUCUCUUCGCACUUUUCUUCUAUACCACAUUUGUUAAUCCAAACUCAGUCAAAGUCUCAAGUCCUCCAUUUUGUUAUAUGAUUAUAUCCCAUCCCAUCCCAUUGAAGAUUUGAACGUCAAGCCUAUAUAUACAUUUACGUUAAUCUACAUGCUUAUUCAUUUAUACCAAUUUAAUUAGAAUGGCAGGGGGAAAAGAAGGACGAUCUUUGGAGGAAACACCAACUUGGGCAGUUGCUCUUGUUUGCUUUGUUUUGGUUUUGAUUUCAAUCCUCAUCGAAUAUGUCAUUCAUUUGAUUGGAAAGUGGUUGACAAGGAAACACAAGCGAGCUCUCUAUGAAGCACUUGAGAAGAUCAAGUCAGAGCUCAUGCUGUUGGGGUUCCUGUCGUUGCUCCUAACAGUAGGGCAAGGACCUAUUUCGGAUAUUUGUAUAUCAAAGGCUGUUGGUGCCACUUGGCACCCAUGUAGUAAGAAGGAAGAGAUAGACGAUGAUAAAGACAAAAGUUCUUCUUCAGAUGGAGGCGACCGUAGACGGCUUCUCUCAGUCGCCGGUGCGGGAGCCCGGCGGGUUUUAGCCGCUGCUGGAAAGGACAAAUGUGCGGCCAAGAACAAAGUUCCGUUUGUGUCAUUUUACGGGAUCCACCAACUUCACAUACUCAUUUUCGUGCUAGCCGUCUUCCACGUGCUAUACUGCAUAAUCACUCUGGUUUUGGGCAGAGCAAAGAUGAGGAGGUGGAAAAUAUGGGAGUCUGAAACAAGGACAGCUGAUUACCAGUUCUCACAUGACCCAGAAAGAUUCAGAUUUGCUAGAGACACAUCAUUUGGAAGAAGACACUUGAGCUUUUGGAGCCGGUCUCCCAUCAGCUUAUGGGUUGUUUGCUUCUUCAGACAGUUUGUGAGAUCUGUGCCCAAGGUUGAUUACCUGACUCUGCGCCAUGGAUUUAUCAUUGCACAUUUGGCACCUCAGAGCCAAGCCAAGUUUGAUUUCCAAAAGUACAUUAACAGGUCACUUGAAGAAGAUUUCAAGGUUGUGGUGGGGAUCAGCCCAACUAUCUGGUUCUUUGCUGUAGUGUUCCUGAUGUCUAAUACCCAUGGCUCCCGUUCUUAUCUGUGGCUGCCCUUUCUUCCAUUGAUUAUGAUCUUAUUAGUAGGGACAAAGCUUCAAGUUAUCAUAACCAAGAUGGGCCUCAAGUUGAAAGAAAGGGGAGAAGUUGUUAAGGGCACCCCAUUGGUUGAGCCUGGUGACCAUCUCUUCUGGUUCAACAACCCACGCCUCAUUCUCUAUCUCAUCCACUUUGUUCUCUUUCAGAAUGCAUUUCAACUUGCUUUCUUUGCAUGGACUUGGUAUGAAUUUGGCUUGAAGUCUUGCUUCCAUGAGAAGUUGGAAGACGUCAUUUUGAGAGUAUCAAUGGGGGUCAUCAUACAAAUACUAUGCAGCUAUGUAACUCUUCCUCUUUAUGCCUUGGUAACACAGAUGGGUUCAACUAUGAAGCCUACCAUCUUUAACGACAGAGUGGCAAAUGCUAUCAAAAAAUGGCACCUCUCGGCGAAGAAGCACUUAAAACACAACAAGAAUAGUCCAACCAGUGUACCAGGCACUCCCUUGCAUUCCAUGUCCCCUGUCCAUCUGCUGCGACACUAUCAAUCCGAACACGACGUUGACAGUGCGCACACAUUGCCGAGAAUGUCUUAUUUUGAUGCCGACGGUCCAAACUCCUCACCAUCUCCUCACCAAGAUGAUCUAUCUUGGUCUAACCAAGGUAGAAGCCAUGGCCAGGAAGAAGAGAUUAGUGCACAUGAAUCUAACGCAGUGAACAAUCUGAAAGCUAGUUAUGGUUCUCGGAGUCAACAUGAAAUUCAAAUUCAUUCAGCAGAAUUCACAUUUGAGAAAUCAGAAAGGAGUUGAGAGAUCAAAAGUAAAUGAUAGGCACAUGCAACACUGCAAUGAACACUAAAGCUCGAUGAGCUUUCCAAUGAGGUCACUGUAAAUGAAGACACUCUGCUAGAUAAGCAUUAGUUGUACAAUUGUAACUCGAAGUUGAUAUUUUUGAAAAUAAACCAUCUGUAUAAUCAAUUUCCCAA